Molecule: messenger RNA, 585 nt
Organism: Fomitopsis serialis
Lineage: Eukaryota; Fungi; Basidiomycota; Agaricomycetes; Polyporales; Fomitopsidaceae
Product: N-terminal nucleophile aminohydrolase
Exons: 3
Coding region: 1-585 (194 amino acids)
Biological process (GO): proteasomal protein catabolic process
Cellular component (GO): proteasome core complex; proteasome core complex, beta-subunit complex; cytosol
Molecular function (GO): peptidase activity
Source: RefSeq, a predicted model, not a curated record
AUGGAUAUUUCUUUCGCACUUACGGGGAAGGGAUACGUGCUCGUCGCAGCGGACACAACUGCUGCACGGUCUAUCGUCAAGAUGAAGUCAGACGAGGACAAGAUCAAGGCCCUCAGCCCGCACCUGCUGAUGGCUUUCUCCGGCGAACCAGGCGACACGGUCAACUUUGCCGAGUAUGUCGAGCGCAACCUCAGACUCUACCAUAUCCGCCACACGCACGCGCUCCGACCUGCGUCUGCUGCAUCAUGGAUCCGCCGCUCGCUCGCCGAGUCCUUGCGCUCACGUAGCCCGUAUUCCGUCAACCUGCUUCUCGGAGGCUACGAUACCGCGACACACACACCGGAGCUGUACUGGGUGGACUACCUGGGUACAUUGACGAGCGUGCCCUUCGGUGCACACGGGUACGGCGGCUACUUCGCUCUCAGUUUGCUCGACAGAUACCACGACCCAGAAGCAAGUCUCGAAGAAGGUCUGGCCACUCUCCAGAGAUGCAUCGACGAGGUGUCGAAACGUCUGGUCGUGUCGCCCGGAAAGUACAAAGUGAAGGUGGUAGACAAGGAUGGCGUGCGGGAGAUUGAGCUCUAA